AAUACGUUUGUUUUCUGUUGAAAAUUUGCUGCAUUUGCAAGAGUUAUGAGUAUUUUGUGCCGCCCAAAGUUACAAUGGAUAGGAAUAUAAAGAAAUUUGUAUAUAAAUAUCAAAAUCACGAAGGCAAGGCCUGUGAAGAAAGCAUUGAUAUUGGGUUUCCUUUCGAAUCUGAUGAGGAAUGCCUUGAUGAGUUAGUUACAAGAUUACUAAAUAGCAUGGAUCCUAUGCAGCGGUAUUUGGAUCGGAAUAUAUCACUUAAAUCGGAUUUACGUGAGUUCAUACAAGAAGAAAACCAAAACUUUCUGGAUCAAUUUGCGGAGGGACUACUGGAACAGGUUCGCAAUGAUGAACUCGAUCUAGAAGCUGUCAUUCGGAAAACUGAGCGCAGCUAUAAAGAGGAGAUAAUACAAUUUGCCGAUCGCAUUGGGCCCAGUGAUGAGGACAUAUUUGCGCAGAGUUUCCAUCGAUUGGUACAUUCGUCUUCAUUAGAGGAUAUAUUAAAACGCGAAAGAACAUACGCAAAAGUUAUUUCAGAUAUAAAUAAGCAAAUGGAUAGGGAAGUAGAGACUUUAAAUUCUAGGCAGCAACAAGAAAUGGACUCGAAAAUUAAGCAAUUGGAUAUCACAACUACUUCGGAAGAUAUCAAUAACCUCUUAGCACAACAAUAUAGUACUCAAAAUUAUAUACGACAACGUUCCGAGUCGGAGUUGCAGGCCAAGCGUGGACAUCAACGCAACGAAUACCGUGAUUGGAUUACCAGUCAAGUAGGUAAAAUAUUUGAAACCUCUCCGAUUGCUACACCCCUCGGAAAUCGUUCAUCUAUGUUUAUAUCACAACAACCAUCGAUGGAGGAAAGUUUUACAAUACACUUGGGCUCACAGCUUAAACAUAUGCACAAUAUACGAAUACUCAGUGCGGAUGUCACGGAUCUUUGCAGUCCACUGCACGUGGAUGAGAGUUUAAAUGGAUUAAAUAUGGCAUUGGGUCUAUAUUCAAGUUCUCUGUGUGGUGUAGUCGUUCUUACUCCGUCUAUUCAAGCUCGACCUAAUAAAAAUAUCAUAAAAAAUGCCAACAUGUCAACCGAAUUUCACUUCGACCAGAUAGAUGAUCAACUAGAGAAGAUAGAAAAACACAUACAUACACUUAACGUUACCGAUUCCAAAACGCCCAGCAUGCACAGCAGUAGUAGUGCAGGCAAUGGAAGUGAUAAUUUAUCACCUAAUAACGGUGGUGGCAACAGUAGUGCUGGUAGCGCUGGCAGCUCCCCUACUAAAAUUGCCUCUACCAAACUAAAGACUGGCGACUUUUUUAUUACUAAACACUCGAAUCUUUCACAAUCUCAUGUUAUUUUUCAUUUAAUUUCGGAUGAGCCCAUUAAUAGUCCAAGUGAGAUAAACUCUCGCCAUCCGGUAAUACUAGGAUUGCGUAACAUUUUAAAGACAGCCAGCCGACAUGAUGUUACUACACUUACAAUACCAGCAUACAUUUUCAGACACUAUUUGGAACGAACUGUGAACACCCCAAUUGAUGUUUUGCUGGACAAUACAUCGUCGGUACAUCCACUAGAAAAGUGA
Messenger RNA from Rhagoletis zephyria (snowberry fruit fly), 1574 nucleotides. Its product is annotated as protein C12orf4 homolog. Gene Ontology annotation, cellular component: cytoplasm. NCBI's taxonomy places the organism in Eukaryota, Metazoa, Arthropoda, Insecta, Diptera, Tephritidae. The record is from RefSeq and is a predicted model, not a curated record.